Molecule: messenger RNA, 534 nt
Organism: Linum tenue
Lineage: Eukaryota; Viridiplantae; Streptophyta; Magnoliopsida; Malpighiales; Linaceae
Source: the annotation of a GenBank genome assembly
AUGCUCGCCGACGCCGUCGCGCCGUCGGGAGAAGGCCCCAGCAGCCUGACGGUGAGAAUCUUGCUCACUUGCGGAACAUUCGCUGUUCUUUUCACGGUUCUCUGCCUCUUCGUGUUCUGUUUCCUCAAAUUCUGCCCGGCCUCCCCCGAACAGGGCACCGAUCGCCGCUCCGAAUCGAAUAGGAAAGCGGCGGUGGAGCAAGUUCUGGCGACGUUUCCGGAGUUCACCUACGGCGCGGACGAAUCGCCGGCGCCGACGUCUUGCUCGUUCUCGGCGGUGUGCUCGAUCUGCCUGGAGGAGUACGAGGUCGGGGAUUGCUUGAGGGUGCUGCCCAAUUGCGACCACGUGUUUCACAGGGGAUGCAUCGAUCUCUGGCUCUCCACCCGCUCUUCCAGCUGCCCGAUUUGCAGGGAUCAGGCGGUGGCUCGGCAUGACGGGGAUUCCGCCGCACCCGGAGGAAAUUGCAGAAACGGAGGAGGGCAGAGUCGUCCGGCUCCAUUUUUGAACAUGAAUUUCGGCGGUGACCUUCUGUGA